AUGGCCCACGAGAGCGGUCACGAGUCUGAGGAAAAUUUCGAGCAAAGUCUUGAAGACGAAGUAGCUCGGGCAUCAAAUGAUGAGCCUAAUGCCAAAGCUGUUGCUACUGAACUUGGUAAUGUAUUUGCAGACCAGUUUACAGCACUUGCAGAACAUUUACAACAGGGCUUUUCAUCCCUUGAAAGGACGAUGACACAAGCAAUGCGAACAAAGCGCAAGCGUAAGUCAUCCUCGUCCAGUGCUGGGUCCGGGUCCUCAAAUCACUCUGACCAAGAAGCUAUAGCUAUAAAAGAGCCUAAACAAGCAAAGAAAAGUACCACAGACGACUUGACUGAGCAGGUUGAGGACCUGCUGAACACUCACGAAGGAAAUAAGUCGGACACUUCUAAUGCAAUCAAUACAACGCAUGAUGAAGUGCUAAACGAAAUCGCACAAGAAUUGGAUUGUGACGAACUGUGCAGUCCACCACUGCUGGACAAGCUAGCAACUGUGGUAAACAAAAUGUUGCGAACAAAGUUGAGUGAAGACAAGCUCAAAGAAAAACAAAGGCUGUAUACCAGACCACAAAACUGUGACACUCUGGUCACUACUCGAGUUAAUGCGGAGAUCUGGGCAAAACUGCAAAGUCAUACCCGCUCAGUAGACAUACGUCUUCAAAAGGUUCAGGCACUGCUCCUAAAGGGAAUUGUGCCUAUCCUCCAAAUCGCCAACACUCAACUGAGUAGUGAUGGUGGGGAAAAUGAAAACCAUAAGGAAAUGACCCGACAAGCAUUGGAUGCAAUCUCGCUGCUGUCUCAAGCUAACCAGGAAUUGAACCAACGUAGACGAGAACUCAUUAAACCUGACCUCAAUGAGAAAUAUCAGCAGAUCUGUGCUGAACAUGUGCCAUGCACAGAUCAUUUAUUUGGAGAUGAACUCCAUAAAACGUUGCAAGACAUUACUGCAACAAAUCGAGUUAGUCAGCAAGUAUCGGGCCCGCCUCCAUUUAAGAAGAAUAGCUUUAAUCGUCCAAAAAACGAGCGCGGGAGGUGGCAAUAUCCCCCGCGCCAUUUCCAGCGAAAAAGAGGGGGAGGACGAAAGAGGCAAACCCACUAA
Paramuricea clavata is the source of this 1095-nucleotide messenger RNA. The record is from the annotation of a GenBank genome assembly. NCBI's taxonomy places the organism in Eukaryota, Metazoa, Cnidaria, Anthozoa, Malacalcyonacea, Plexauridae.